UGUUGUUAUUGUUGUUAGGUUAUAUUUGAAAAUGUUUAAAUGUGUUAUAUAUUUGUUGAAAUGCAGUUAAUUAACUCAAACGUAAAUGAAACAAAUAUAAGAGAAAAUUUUGGAACAAUUGUCUCAUAUAAAUGUAUAAUUUAUAGCACACCAUAUAAGGUGCGGCGCGCGUCUUAUCAUCCGAUUUCCAUUAAUCUCUAGUUAAUCCUGUCCGCGCCUGUUUUGAUAACAAAAUGUCUAAACGCCAGCUUUUAUUGUUGUCUUCGUCAAAAGUACACGGUUUUGAGUUUUUGGAAUACGCUGCCAAAGAUAUCAAUGAUUUACUACAAAAAAACAAUGCGAAGAGUGUUUUGUUUGUGCCUUACGCCUUGCGAGAUCAUGAGGGGUACCUCAAGAAAGUUGCAAAGCCAUUCAACCAUUGGGGUUAUCAGGUAGAAGGAAUUCACACGCAGGAUCCAAAACAUGCCGUUAAAAAAGCUGAGGCUAUUUUUAUAGGCGGAGGCAAUACCUUUAGGCUAUUGAAGGCAUUAUAUGAUUUGGAAAUCAUAGAAUUAAUAAGAAAACGAAUAUUGCAAGACGGUAUUCCAUACAUAGGAGCUAGUGCUGGUACAAAUGUGGCAACUAGGAGCAUACACACAACAAACGACAUGCCUAUAGUUUACCCUCCAAGUUUCGAAGCCCUGAAAUUAAUUCCUUUCAAUAUAAACCCACAUUACUUAGACCCGGAGCCGGAAUCAAAACAUAAGGGUGAAACACGAGAGGAAAGAAUCUUGCAGUACCUUGAAGAAGAAGAUUCUGCAAUGGUGCUGGGGUUGAGAGAAGGGGCCACACUGUUCGUGGAUGGAGAUACAGCAAUACUGAGAGGCAUUCAUAGAGCUAGGUUAUUCCAGAGAAACAAGGAACCACAAGAAAUUGAACCCGAUUCUGAUUUGAGUUACCUGCUCAAGGGAUAAUGACGAGAAUGGUGUUUUACUUGUCACUUUUACGAAAUAAAGCGGCCUAUUAGAACUUGCUUCAUUUAUUAUAUGGAUUUGGAAGUUUUCAUACCAAACUUACCAAUUCAAUGUAUUGUACUGUGGGUCAGAUUACGAGGAUCAUUCGGCCAGUCUUGUCGAUGAAUCUCGAAGAAUAUAGAAUCAAUAAAUGACAAAUGAACAACUGGGAUCAUGAAAUUAAACCAUAGUUAAACUAGAAGUUUGUAUAGUGCAAAGUUUUUUCAUAUUACAUUUACUAAAUAAAUAUUGUUAAAGGGUUUGAAAUAAAUUUAAAGGCGAUCAUGGUCCAAACAAACAACUGCUAUGUGGUUGUAAUAAAUCUUAUUUGCAAAAUUUAGACAAAAGGAUAAAACCUUUCCGUUCAGGAAGAGUUCAUAUAAUAAUAUUAUUUUGAUAGUGAAAUUAGAAGUUUGAACACGUGCGGGUAUAAAAAAAUUACGAUGUAUUGUGCUGAUCCGUUCCUUUG
Molecule: messenger RNA, 1461 nt
Organism: Cylas formicarius (sweet potato weevil)
Lineage: Eukaryota; Metazoa; Arthropoda; Insecta; Coleoptera; Brentidae
Product: alpha-aspartyl dipeptidase
Exons: 5
Coding region: 234-953 (239 amino acids)
Biological process (GO): proteolysis
Molecular function (GO): serine-type peptidase activity
Source: RefSeq, a predicted model, not a curated record